AUGGUCCUUGCUCCAUAUGUCCGUGUGACACGAAUGCUAUUAUGCCAACGAUCUUCGCAGGAAGGUUCAUCCAUGAGUUAUACCCUGAGAUUCCUGUCGCCUUCUGUACGAAGGAUGAUGAGGGUACCUGGCACUUCCACCCCAGCUCCCGCAUCAGCAUCUCAAGCGGCCUCGGCCGAGCCCACCUGCCAGAAACUAAUAGUUACGUCUAGUGAGAGCUUCUUCCCGUCCUCGGUAGAUGCUAUCCUCGGCCUGCGCGAGUCUCUCCAAGAGCUACGAGAGCUUGCCCCUCAGAUCGGCUUCCACGAGACGCUUCAAUCCAUCACGAACCAUCAGGGCUAUAUUACUCAAGUAACCCUCGUCCACGCUGGCUCGCGCCUUCGUAGCGACUGUGACGCCGUCUUCUGGUUCAGAUUCUUUAUAGCACUUCGAUCAAUCGCACAUAUAGACCAGACUUUCGAAUUCAUCAAUAAGGUAUCCUUCGCGGAAGUUUCUGGUGAGGCAGGUCGGCCCCCUUAUCAGCUACUAGGCUGGUCCUUCGAAUAUAUCCAGCAGACCGCCUUCCGGUGGACUCACGUCGAGGAGCGUUACCGUCGCUAUGGCAGGUUCAUUACUCUCCGUAACGGAGUACGGGUCCUCGGGCUUCAGCCACGGCAUGUACAAGAGGUCGCCCAGCCCUUCACAGUUCAUACCGUUGGCGAUGUGGACGAUAUUACGGAGUAG
Messenger RNA from Microdochium trichocladiopsis, 723 nucleotides. RefSeq lists its product as uncharacterized. The record is from RefSeq and is a predicted model, not a curated record. The transcript has 2 exons. The coding region runs from base 1 to 723 and encodes 240 amino acids. NCBI's taxonomy places the organism in Eukaryota, Fungi, Ascomycota, Sordariomycetes, Xylariales, Microdochiaceae.